ACUUUGGAACCAGGGCAACACAUUUGCAAGUCCCUGUAAUCACAUACAGUAUGUCUUGAAAGCUAUAAAAGCCAAAAGGCGAAGGCACAAGAAUUAGUCUUCAGAGAAAGAGGGGGACUCUUCUUACCUUAAGGCUUCCAGGAGCUCAACCCAUGAUGUUGGGUUACAAGCUCUGCCUUGUGCUGUUUCUGGGCACAUGCACACUAGCCCAGCAAGAUGUUGGAAGUGUUGAGGAACCAUCUCCAGCCUGCUUUUUGGCCAAAAGAUACAGGCACUUCAGAAGAUUUGUGUAUGACUACGAAGCUGAGACCUUUAACACUGUGAAUGGAGCUACAGACAAUAAAAGCGGCCCCAAAGUCUCCUGCACAGUUGAGGUUGAUGUGCCCCAGACCUGUAGCUUCAUCCUCCGCACAACAGACUGCUCUCUGAGCGAGGUUGUUGGCGUUGACGAUGAGGGGAAUCCACUGUAUCGUCCUGCUGCUGGAGCUGAGGCUUUCAAAGCUGCCAUGGAGAAAAACACUCUAAAGAUCACAGUCGAAGGACAGACAGAUGUCAGGCUGUACCCUGAGGACAAUGAGCCCGUCAACAUCCUCAACAUCAAGAGAGGAAUUGUCUCAGCUCUCAUGGUGCCUGGGAUGGAAGAGGAGAAGAACAAUGAAAUGCCCACCGUGCACGGAGCGUGCUCCACCGACUUCACCAUCAACAACAAACAGGACAUUGCUACUGAUGUGACAGUCAGCAGGGAUCUGUCCAGAUGUGACUGGUUCACUGCCCGCAGACAGGACACCAGUCCCCUGGCUCUCGUCUCUGGCAUGAAAACCGGCCUGUCCAAGCUGAUCAGGAGCACUCAGAGCUGUAACUACAGGUUUGACAACCAGAAGAAACACAUGACCAGUGGAACCUGCACAGAGAAACACAUCUUCCUGCCCCUGUCCCAUGAAAACCAAUAUGGAAUUUCUGCUAUGGUGAAGCAGACUGUGACUCUGAGAGCGACUGCCAAGAUCAAUGACAGAAUCUUUGAUCACAAUGAGGACAAUAUUUGGAACUUGGCC
Molecule: messenger RNA, 1052 nt
Organism: Neolamprologus brichardi
Lineage: Eukaryota; Metazoa; Chordata; Actinopteri; Cichliformes; Cichlidae
Source: RefSeq, a predicted model, not a curated record